CACCCAGAGGCUGAUGCUCACCAUGGGGCGCCUGCAACUGGUUGUGUUGGGCCUCACCUGCUGCUGGGCAGUGGCGAGUGCCGCGAAGCUGGGCGCCGUGUACACAGAAGGUGGGUUCGUGGAAGGCGUCAAUAAGAAGCUCGGCCUCCUGGGUGACUCUGUGGACAUCUUCAAGGGCAUCCCCUUCGCAGCUCCCACCAAGGCCCUGGAAAAUCCUCAGCCACAUCCUGGCUGGCAAGGGACCCUGAAGGCCAAGAACUUCAAGAAGAGAUGCCUGCAGGCCACCAUCACCCAGGACAGCACCUACGGGGAUGAAGACUGCCUGUACCUCAACAUUUGGGUGCCCCAGGGCAGGAAGCAAGUCUCCCGGGACCUGCCCGUUAUGAUCUGGAUCUAUGGAGGCGCCUUCCUCAUGGGGUCCGGCCAUGGGGCCAACUUCCUCAACAACUACCUGUAUGACGGCGAGGAGAUCGCCACACGCGGAAACGUCAUCGUGGUCACCUUCAACUACCGUGUCGGCCCCCUUGGGUUCCUCAGCACUGGGGACGCCAAUCUGCCAGGUAACUAUGGCCUUCGGGAUCAGCACAUGGCCAUUGCUUGGGUGAAGAGGAAUAUCGCGGCCUUCGGGGGGGACCCCAACAACAUCACGCUCUUCGGGGAGUCUGCUGGAGGUGCCAGCGUCUCUCUGCAGACCCUCUCCCCCUACAACAAGGGCCUCAUCCGGCGAGCCAUCAGCCAGAGCGGCGUGGCCCUGAGUCCCUGGGUCAUCCAGAAAAACCCACUCUUCUGGGCCAAAAAGGUGGCUGAGAAGGUGGGUUGCCCUGUGGGUGAUGCCGCCAGGAUGGCCCAGUGUCUGAAGGUUACUGAUCCCCGAGCCCUGACGCUGGCCUAUAAGGUGCCGCUGGCAGGCCUGGAGUACCCCAUGCUGCACUAUGUGGGCUUCGUCCCUGUCAUUGAUGGAGACUUCAUCCCCGCUGACCCGAUCAACCUGUACGCCAACGCCGCCGACAUCGACUAUAUAGCAGGCACCAACAACAUGGACGGCCACAUCUUCGCCAGCAUCGACAUGCCUGCCAUCAACAAGGGCAACAAGAAAGUCACGGAGGAGGACUUCUACAAGCUGGUCAGUGAGUUCACAAUCACCAAGGGGCUCAGAGGCGCCAAGACGACCUUUGAUGUCUACACCGAGUCCUGGGCCCAGGACCCAUCCCAGGAGAAUAAGAAGAAGACUGUGGUGGACUUUGAGACCGAUGUCCUCUUCCUGGUGCCCACCGAGAUUGCCCUAGCCCAGCACAGAGCCAAUGCCAAGAGUGCCAAGACCUACGCCUACCUGUUUUCCCAUCCCUCUCGGAUGCCCGUCUACCCCAAAUGGGUGGGGGCCGACCAUGCAGAUGACAUUCAGUACGUUUUCGGGAAGCCCUUCGCCACCCCCACGGGCUACCGGCCCCAAGACAGGACAGUCUCUAAGGCCAUGAUCGCCUACUGGACCAACUUUGCCAAAACAGGGGACCCCAACAUGGGCGACUCGGCUGUGCCCACACACUGGGAACCCUACACUACGGAAAACAGCGGCUACCUGGAGAUCACCAAGAAGAUGGGCAGCAGCUCCAUGAAGCGGAGCCUGAGAACCAACUUCCUGCGCUACUGGACCCUCACCUAUCUGGCGCUGCCCACAGUGACCGACCAGGAGGCCACCCCUGUGCCCCCCACAGGGGACUCCGAGGCCACUCCCGUGCCCCCCACGGGUGACUCCGAGACCGCCCCCGUGCCGCCCACGGGUGACUCCGGGGCCCCCCCCGUGCCGCCCACGGGUGACUCCGGGGCCCCCCCCGUGCCGCCCACGGGUGACUCCGGGGCCCCCCCCGUGCCGCCCACGGGUGACUCCGGGGCCCCCCCCGUGCCGCCCACGGGUGACUCCGGGGCCCCCCCCGUGCCGCCCACGGGUGACUCCGGGGCCCCCCCCGUGCCGCCCACGGGUGACUCCGGGGCCCCCCCCGUGCCGCCCACGGGUGACUCCGGCGCCCCCCCCGUGCCGCCCACGGGUGACGCCGGGCCCCCCCCCGUGCCGCCCACGGGUGACUCCGGCGCCCCCCCCGUGCCGCCCACGGGUGACUCCGGGGCCCCCCCCGUGACCCCCACGGGUGACUCCGAGACCGCCCCCGUGCCGCCCACGGGUGACUCCGGGGCCCCCCCUGUGCCCCCCACGGGUGACUCUGAGGCUGCCCCUGUGCCCCCCACAGAUGACUCCAAGGAAGCUCAGAUGCCUGCAGUCAUUAGGUUUUAGCGUCCCAUGAGCCUUGGUAUCAAGAGGCCACAAGAGUGGGACCCCAGGGGCUCCCCUCCCAUCUUGAGCUCUUCCUGAAUAAAGCCUCAUACCCCUG
This is a messenger RNA of Homo sapiens (human), 2381 nucleotides long. RefSeq names its product carboxyl ester lipase (gene CEL). The record is from RefSeq and is marked reviewed. Gene Ontology annotation, molecular function: acetylesterase activity; sterol ester esterase activity; FAHFA hydrolase activity. Gene Ontology annotation, cellular component: extracellular region. Bases 23 to 2284 code for a protein of 753 amino acids. Lineage: Eukaryota; Metazoa; Chordata; Mammalia; Primates; Hominidae. Gene Ontology annotation, biological process: retinol metabolic process. The transcript is spliced from 11 exons.